Molecule: messenger RNA, 2789 nt
Organism: Notothenia coriiceps (black rockcod)
Lineage: Eukaryota; Metazoa; Chordata; Actinopteri; Perciformes; Nototheniidae
Product: pleckstrin homology domain-containing family O member 1-A-like
Exons: 2
Coding region: 1-744 (247 amino acids)
Source: RefSeq, a predicted model, not a curated record
AUGGCAGGUGAGGCUCUGCCUCCACUGACCGCACAUCGCUGUAAAUCGUCUGGUUCUCCUCGCAGCAGGAGUAGCGACUCCCCUCGUUUCCGGGGGAGAGAUUCUCCCCGUCUGAGGGGGAGGGAGUCUCCUCGGUCCAAAGCCAAGAAGAACCGAUCCAAAGGGACGGACUCGCCUCGCUCUAGAGGAUCCAGCGACUCACCCAAAACCAGCAACUUCCCAAAACCUAGCGAUUCCCCCAAAACCAGCGACUCCCCCAAACCCAGCGACUCCCCCAAACCCGGCGACUCCCCCAAACCCGGCGACUCCCCCAAACGCCUCACCGUCUCCGAGGCAGCACGACUCAAACUGUCUUCGAGCUCCAACAAGGAGGACGACCCUGCUGAUUCUGAUUCCCCUCCCGACUCCCCCCGGGUUGAAGGGUCAGAUUCGCCCCAGGGGGGCACCUCCCCUCGGCGGGGGAGCCAGGAGGAGUGUCCCCUCCUCUCCUCCCCCUCCUCCCCCCCAGAGGAGGACGUGGAGGUGGGGAGGAGGCGCGACGAGGCGGAGCGUCUGCUGGAGGAAGCCGUGUCGUCGUGGCAGGAGGCGCAGCAGAUCCUGCAGGAGGUGAAGGAGCUGCAGAGCCAGACGCUGAGGCGCCAGCGCAGGAAAACCUACGAGAAGAUGGAGAGGAAGAAGGAGGAAGGGGAGGAGACGCCGGCAUCACCCACCUCCCCCGAGGACGAAGGGUCUGAGACACCAUGAGACCCCUCCUCAGAUACACCUUCUCUGGAUCUCAGUGUAGCAGCGUCUCAAUAAAAGCUCUAAAUUGUACUCCUCAGGGUUUUCCUCCGUAAUCCAGAGCCCCCCGAUACCCCGAGCUGAUGCUACGAUCCGAUCCGAUAAUACUUUAGUGGUCAGAUCAAGUCUGAAAUGCCACUUGCAUCACAGCAGCUCCAUGUGUAACAUCAACAUAGACAAACAUGCUCAAAGACCCUUGAUCAGCUGUGAGAGACGCCGAUAAGCGCCAAUGUUGUUUCUACGGGUUGUACCGACCUCCGAUCAAAUAAAGCUCUCUGAUUGGCUGUUAAGCAAAGACAAACCAUCAUGAAAACAACAAAUCCCCGCCAUCAGGAUCACACCGUCUGUUUUCAUUUCACAUCUGAUCGUUACAAAAAACAGGACUUUGGAUAUCUCCACAACGACAUGAAGACGUGAAGUGAGAACAGAGUGUGUGUCCUCACAAUCCUGCGUCUAACAGCUGAUUGGACGAUGGCCUCUUCCUGUAAUUCAGGAGCAGACUUCAGGUCCUGCGGGGGUCUCCUCUCUGCACUAACCCCCCCUGAUUUCCCCUCUUUGAGUCUCUCUUAAUUUACUAAAUGUUUAAGGAGGCGCUCCCCGUCUGUGAUCUCAGACACAAAGUCUUCCUCACAGAUAUUCAGGUUCAGGAAAUAAAAAAAGAUAUUGUGUGGUUUUAAGACUUUUUUCAAAGCUACGAUGUCAACAUUUGUACGAAGGAGAUUUUUUUAAAGGACAAAAGCACUGAAGAGCACAAUCUUUCCUACAGCAAUGAUUAUUAGUCUUUAUAAUAUAUAUGAUGUCUUCCUUUAGUUCCCAACGUGUCUGUGUUUCACCAGCUGCAGAAAUCAGGGAGUUUAAUAUUUAAUAUUUCACAGCGUGACGAGAGAAUAAGCAAUAAUGUCUAAACACUGUAAAAAAAAACUGAAACUGUGAUUAUUGACACAGGAACGUUUACAAGACGAUAAUAUGACCGUUAUUUGUAUUAAUAAACCCGUUCUUACACCAGCUGAGGAUCAGGCUUUAAUAAAGGAUCAUCUUCAUUGAACCUCGACUCAAAAGCACAACACAGAACGACUGAGAUAUGAACUGAUGAUUAUGUGAUUUACAUUUGGGACAAAGUUUACAAAAGACGGAUUUAUAUACCAUGUAUUUCAUGUCUCCUAACAAUCAUGAUGAAGUGUCCGUGCUGCUCGGACACGAAGAUAGAGUUUUAUAUGAGAAAAUGUUCACGUUGCCAACAGGACGACUCUGACGUGUUACGGAUUAAAGUGACCAAUCAGAAACAUGUGACUAACAUACAUGGCGUUUAGAAGUAUUAGAAACGUAUAUGACGUUAUUUAUGCGUUGCCAACACACUUGAUGACGUUAACGUAGUACAGAUUAAAAUAAGGAACGUCACGUGUCUCGAACACUUAAUGACAUUUUGCCAAUAUUGCUAAAUCUGGAAAAAGGUAUUUAUGUAUUAAUCCAGAAGAAAGAGAGGAAGACAGAAAUCCAGAUUAUUCAGGAAACCGUAGGACGUGUUACUAAAUUACACAUUAACUGUAAAAAUGCACUUUCUGAAAGUACGGACGACACAAAGAGCUGCCGAUCGUUUCCUUUAAACAUCAGAAAUCUGAUGUUUUCUUUUUAUAAAUCACUUCUUGUGUUUGUUGGUGAAAAUGUAAUUUAAUUCUGCACAUUUAUUUCAGUUUUUGGUCGAAACGUCUGAACUUCUCUCCAGUUUUAGUGAUGUUUGCACAUUAGUGGUCAGACGAUGCACUGUGAGUUCAUAACGUGGUGCACUGUUAGAAUAUGUUAAAUGUUUUCUGAUUAUUUACCUUCAGAUUUAUAUGUUGAUGUUUUUGAAUUACUGUAUACAACAAUGCAUUGUGGGUAAAUGGAUUAAACCGCCUCGUCUACACGCUGAAUAAAAUAAGCUAAUUAAAAACGUUCUGUAAUUUUUCUGUGAUCAAACAUUUCUAAUAAUACUUUUUCUUGUUUGAAUAAAAAUAUGUUUCUAACCCGAA